Molecule: messenger RNA, 2916 nt
Organism: Beauveria bassiana ARSEF 2860
Lineage: Eukaryota; Fungi; Ascomycota; Sordariomycetes; Hypocreales; Cordycipitaceae
Product: exportin 1-like protein
Exons: 6
Coding region: 1-2916 (971 amino acids)
Biological process (GO): protein import into nucleus
Cellular component (GO): cytoplasm; nuclear membrane
Molecular function (GO): small GTPase binding
Source: RefSeq, a predicted model, not a curated record
AUGGCUGCCAACGGAGCGCAGGACAGCUUCUCGCUGUCCGACGUCUUGGCUGCCGUCAUGACGAUGCGGAGCGGGGAGCAGGACGCAAAGAAAAAGGCACAUGCCUACCUAGAGAGCUUUCAAAAAUCUAAAACCUCUUGGGGUACCAUUAUUGGCAUCUUGCAGUCAAAGGCUGAACCAGAAGCAACACUGUUUGCCGCCAUCACACUCCGCGGAAAGAUCACUUAUGACCUCGCUACUCAAGUCCCCACGACCGAACUUCCCGCUUUGCGAAACCAGAUUCUUAUGCUGCUCAAGGAGUUUGCCGUUGGACCGAAACCCAUCCGCGUGCAGCUCUGCGUUUGCCUCGCAAUACUGGCCAUCCAGAUGAAGGAUUGGAACGACGUCUUGCCCUCUGUGGUUCAGUCCCUUAGCGAUAGCCCCGAGAGCCACGCCUGCAUCCUCGACUUUCUGCGCGUGCUCCCCGAAGAAGUCACCGAGGGCCGGAAAAUUACCUUGUCUGAAGAUGAUCUUGCGGACCGCUCAAAGGUGUUACUGGCGGACAAUACAGACAGAGUUGUGCAACUGCUAAUCAAUUACUCACAAUCUUCGCCGGCUGCUGCUCGUAACCCGCAACUCAUGGAAUGCAUCACAUCGUGGCUUAGAGAAGUGCCUGUCGGCAGCAUCGCCAAUUCUCCACUGCUUGAUGUUGUCUUCAAUGGUGUCACUGCAGACGAAUGCAGCCAAGAAGCAUCCGAGUGUCUCUGCGUCAUGAUACGAGAAACGCGCGACGUGGACGAAAGUCAAGAAACUAUUCAGAUCCUUUUCCCUCGCAUCGUCAACCUGCAGCCUCGCAUCGCUACAGUGGUGGAGGAAGAAGACACGGAGGCGCUGAAAGCGCUGACAAAAGUAUUUGCCACCGCCGCAGAAUGCUGGGCUGUUGCCAUUGCCCGCCAGCCUUCCCACUUCAGACUGUUGGUUGAGGCUGUACUCGAGUGUGCUGCUCGAGACAAAGACCAAGAUGUCAUCGAGUACACAUUUCCUUUCUGGUACGAGCUGAAGCAGUAUCUUGUGCUUGAACGUUACAUUCAGAGCCGAUUAGAAUUGGUCGACGUCUAUUCUAAACUUGUUGACAUCCUGCUGAAGCACCUUCAAUUCCCUCGACCGGACUCUGGAAAUGAAGGCGAUCUCUUUGAUGGUGACCGCGAACAAGAGGAAAAGUUUAGAGAGUUCCGUCAUCAAAUGGGAGACACACUCAAAGACUCUUGCGAAGUCAUGGGCGUCACAGAAUGCUUGACCAAGGUGCUCAGUGCUAUCCAAGUCUGGAUGCAGAACCACGCCAGUCAAGUCAAUGACACCAAUGUGCCUAACUGGCAAGAGCUCGAGGCUCCGUUGUUUGCAAUGCGGGCUCUCGGACGGAUAGUGGAUCGAGAUGAGGAGAUUGUUCUUCCGCAGCUUAUGCCGCUGCUGGUUCAAAUUCCCAACCACGAGAAGCUCAAGUUUGCCACCAUCAUGGUGCUUGGUCGUUACACCGAGUGGACGGCUGCUCACCCAGAAUACCUGGAGCCGCAGUUCAACUACAUUGUCAACGCCUUUCAGGCCGACUCCAAGGAGAUUGUUCGAGCUGCUGCGUUGGCCAUCAAGUUCUUUUGCACCGACUGUAGAGACCUGCUAAGCGGGCAGGUUCUGCAGCUUCAGACGUUCUAUGACCAAGUUCUUGACAAACUGCCAAACCAGAGCAAGGAGGAAGUGACAGAUGGUGUGUCCAGUGUGGUUGCUGUGCAACCUGCUGAUCAGACAUACACGUUGCUCAAGAUGUACUGUGACCCUCUCAUCCAGCGCUUGAUGACCAUGGCAAACCAGGCAACUGAUAAAGAAAGCAAAAUUGCUUUGGCUGAGCAUCUCCAACUCAUCACCGUAUUUGUCCAAAAUGUCACGCCUGCAGUGAAUCCCGGCGAUGUCAACCCGGCUGUCAAGUACUGGCAAGAAGUCUUUUCUAUCCUCUCGACAGUCCUCGAAAACUUUCUGGACUUUACUCCCAUCUGCGAGAGGAUAUGCCGCUGUUGGAGGAAUAUGAUUGUGUCGUACCGCACGGCAAUGGCGCCUCUACUGCCCGAAAUGGCCAACAAGCUGGCCAGCGGCUUCACGACGUCUCGUGAGGGAUGCUUCUUGUGGGUGACUGGCACCAUUCUGCGCGAAUUCUCCGAGGACCGCGACAACGUGGAUCAGACAACGACAGAAAACAUAUACAGCUUUUUUGAGGCACAAGCCACCGCGUUCCUUCGUGUCAUGACAGAACUUCAACCUACAGACUUGCCAGACGCCAUUGACGACUUUUUCCGUCUCAUGAUUGAUGCUCUACUUUAUUACCCCCAGAAGCUCAUCCCUUCCACACUGCUAGUUCCAAUCUUUGAAGCAGCCAUCUAUGCGCUGACGCUUGAGCAGCGUGAUCCGCUCGUCUCAACGUUGCACUUUCUUCGCGAUCUGUUGUCGUACGGCGGCAACAACCCGGCUAGCAGCGAAGGGCUCCCAGAAGCUGCGGCACAACAGAUUAAGGGCAUGAUCCUCAAUAUGCUGCAAAGCCAUGGAUUGGGUCUGGUCAAACAGGUCAUGGCUGGCAUGAUGCUUACUUUCCCACGAGACUGCUUUGCUGAUGGCAGUGGUGUUCUCUUGGCUCUUUUCGAGAUGAUUCCCGCACAAACCGCCGAAUGGGUUGCGCAGACAGUUCAGUUGUUGCCCGAGGGUACUGUGAACCCGGUCGAGGCCAACAGACUGAUGACCAAGAUCAAAGAGCGACUUUCGACGGAUGACGCCAGCAACCUCCGACAUGUGCGUGUUCUGUUGCAAGAUUUCACAAACUCGUACAGACGACGAAACGUGGCACCCAGAGAUGGUCUAGGACAACUGGAAGCUAGGCGAUUCCAGUUCUCGGGCUGA